AUCCGAUGCCUCCCUUGGUAAGAUUCCCUUAUCUACUUCAGGGAACCCAGCUGACCUUCAGAAAAACAUGAACCUAGGCUAGAUAUAUCCCCUUUCCCCCCAUUGCUUCUGGGUUCAGCAGGAAACAGAGAGGGACAGGAGACUUUAAGGUUGCAGUGUUAUGCGUGGCUGUUCCAAUUGAAUUCAGGGUAGCUUACAUCUGGGUAAAUACACAUAAGAGCAGGUGACAAACUGAGAACCUGUUUGCCAAGGGAGGAUUGAUGCAUAAAGGGUGUAACUGAAUAGCUGCUGCAACAGGUGAGACUGGUCAAAGAGCAAGGUGUAGAAAUGGGGUUCAGGUUUGUUUAAGAGGAGCCAGCUGGACAUCCAUUUGCGUAGCAAUACCAGUGUGGCUUCUUUCUCUUUUUUUAAAUGUUAAUUUUUGUCUAUCCACCAUUGGGAAAAAAUCUUACAUUUAUAUGCUAAAUUUUGCAGCAGGAAGAGAAAAAGAGAAGAAUCUACAUUUUGCAUUCUCAACAAGCUUUGCAAGAGGGAAAAAAUACAUUAGUGCAUACGGUGCUGUUUACCAUUUACGCUUUGGGUAGGGCUGGAGGAGAAGAAUGAAAGUAGAAACAAGGCUCAAGAGGGGGGAUUUGUCAGUUUUUGGAGCGUGUGCAUGUAUGAGAGAAUGAGAGUGAGAGCAAGGUGCAUUCAGUUUUUACAUAUAUGGGGAAGUUGAAGGUGAGAUUAUCCAGUCCCUAAGGAUUUGGAUGAUGAAACGGCAGCCUUGUUUCUAGGACUUUGGAAAUUAGGAAGCUGAGAACUUUUAGAGGGAACUGCAAUGUAAGACAGAGCUAAGGCAGACUUAGCAAGAUAGGGGUAAGGUUUAGCGGUAUCCUUUUCAGUCAGUGGGUUGUUGGCCAAAGAGGAGAGCUUGAUUGUGGCUAAUACCCUGGAUAAAUCCUCACAGACAUGGCUACACAGCAAAACAAAUGUCGAAAGCUGGAAAAUACUUUUUCCUUGAUUCUGGUUCCUUUUGUUCAGUGAUUGUUCCUUUCCCAGCAGAUCCUGAAAAGGAAGGUAACCCGGUAUCCUGAAGCAUGAGAGUUCAGAUGAGCAUGGGAUUAAUUUCUCACCACAGCCCUCUGAAGGUGAUGGUCUGGAGAUGAAGACCCAGUCCCAAAAGGUGCAUCUCUGAUGAUUCCUUGGUUCAUGGCAAGAGGAGACAGCCUUCCAAGGGAUGGGUAACCAUGAGAAAAAUCCGUCAUCUCCUAAAAGGGCACUACCCCCUUCCCGGUCCAACAGCACUGUGUCUUCCAAACACAGCAUUGCUUGGCAGAGUUCCGAAAGCUGGGAAGUGGUAGAUGAACUGCACAUCCAUAGUGGGGUCAUCCAGCAUCCAGAAAGGCAGGAGGGCUACCUGCUAAAGAAGCGAAAAUGGCCCCUGAAAGGCUGGCACAAGCGUUAUUUUGUUUUGGAAGAUGGCAUCCUGAAAUAUGCCACAACACGCCAAGAUGUCUUGAAGGGGAAGUUACAUGGCUCCAUAGAUGUUUGUUUGUCAGUCAUGUCGGUCAACAAGAAGGCCCAGCGUGUGGACUUGGACACAGAAGAUAAUAUUUAUCAUCUUAAGAUAAAAUCCCAAGAGCUGUUCAAUAAUUGGGUCGCAAAGCUGUGCUUGCACCGGCAAGUGGAGAAAUUGGAUGCAUCCCGAAGACAGUUCCUAACAGGUGGUGAGAGAGCCUCUCAUCCCUCACAAGCCUGCAGCUCACGGCGCCACAUUCUGAUAUCAGAAAGUGCCCCUGUCUUAUCUUCACUGGCCAGUUCCCGGGAAAAGGUGAAUUCUUGGCUCAGUGACAGCAAAGGGCUGGACAGGUGCUCAGCAGAACUCUCAGAAUGUCAGGGAAGGCUUCAAGAGCUCAGCCAUAUGCUACAGAGUUUGGAAUCUCUCCACCGCAUUCCCUCUGCCCCUCUAAUCUCUAGUAGUCAGACCUCAACAGGAACAGAAAGACCCAGAAAGGCGAAGAGAUCCACCCGGAUCUGGUGCACUCAGAGCUUUGCAAAGGAUGACACCAUAGGCAGGCAGGUGGGACGCCUGCAUGGCUCCGUUCCCAAUCUCUCAAGGUAUUUUGAGUCCUGUCAGAACCAGGCCAUCUUUAGCGUACCUCCAGAGUAUAGCCAACUGCAAAGAAGUUUCUGGAUCUUAGCUCAGAAAGUUCAUGGUUCUCUCAGCAGUGUGCUGGCUGUGCUGACCUCCGAGCGUGACCGUCUCCAAGAAUUGCAGCGGAUGUUAGAUCUGCAGCGUAUCACUCUGUCUUCUGCACAGGAUGGCCAUGGGGAUGGCAUCAACUCUACUACAGCUGGUGCUUCUCUGCAGACUCUUGACAAUCCUGAAUGUAUUCGCCGCUUCCAUUCUCUCUCCGUCUCCUCAGAUACUACCCUCGAUUCUUUUGCCUCAUUCAGUGCUGAUGAGCCGGAUGCUCUCUUGGUUAAGGGACAGGAGCAGCAGCUCUCAAAUUGCAGCAUUGUGUCUCUUUCGGAUUCACACACUGAGUUCUUUGAUGCCUGUGAGGUAUUCCUGUCAGCCAGCUCAUCUGAGAAUGAGGCCACGGAUGAUGAAUCCUGUGUCAGCGAAGUGACCAACAGUAUUUCAGAGGAGAUGGUAGAUAUGCCAGGAAGUUCUGACCGUUGCCACAAAGUAGGCUCAGGACCUAUGCAAUGUAUUGGGAGCUCUUCCGAGAUGAGCCUAGGUUUGCCAGUGCCUCUUCCUCUGUAUCUUCCUGGGCCGGGACCUGGGAUAGCCCGGAGGAACUGCCUCCCAGCCUCCCACAACCAUGCCAAUGACAUCAGCGUCUGGAACAUUCUUCGGAACAACAUUGGCAAGGAUCUCUCCAAGGUCUCCAUGCCAGUGCAGUUGAAUGAGCCGCUCAACAUGCUGCAACGCCUUUGUGAAGAGCUGGAGUACAGCGCCCUGCUGGAUGCAGCCAGUCGCAGUCUGGACCCCUGUGAAAGAUUGCUCUGCAUAGCUGCCUUUGCUGUAUCUGCCUACGCCUCCACCUACUACCGUGCUGGCAGCAAGCCAUUCAACCCUGUGUUGGGGGAAACAUACGAGUGUGUCCGCCCAGACAAGGGCUUUCGCUUCAUAAGUGAACAGGUGAGCCAUCAUCCUCCUAUCUCUGCUUGCCAUGUAGAGUCUGACAGUUUCAUUUUGUGGCAAGACAUGAAGUGGAAAAAUAAGUUCUGGGGCAAAUCCCUUGAGAUAAUUCCAGUUGGUACAGUGAAUGUCCAGCUUCCCAGGUUUGGGGAUCACUAUGAAUGGAAUAAGGUGACUUCUUGCAUUCACAAUAUCCUCAGCGGCCAGCGCUGGAUUGAGCAUUAUGGUGAGGUGUUGAUUCGAAACACGAGAGACAGCACAUAUCACUGCAAGCUUACUUUCUGCAAAGCACGCUACUGGGGCUCCGGGGUCAAUGAGGUGCAGGGUGCCAUUCACAGCCAUAACGGCAAGGUUAUCCAUCGACUCUUCGGGAAGUGGCAUGAAGGGUUGUAUUGUGGUGUAGCUCCUGUUGGCAAGUGCCUCUGGAAGCCCAACCUUAUGCCCCGAGACCAAGAGAAGAACUAUGGUUUCACUCAGUUCGCCCUGGAGCUAAAUGAACUAACGCCAGAGCUGAAGCGUCUCCUGCCAUCUACGGACACAAGGCUGAGGCCUGACCAGCGGUACCUGGAAGAGGGAAAUGUGCAGGCUGCGGAGUCUCAAAAACGACGGAUUGAGCAGUUGCAGCGAGACCGGCGUCGGGUGAUGGAAGAUAACAAUAUCCUGCACCAAGCACGCUUUUUCAGGCGACAAGUGGAUGCCAGUGGCAAGGAAUCUUGGGUGAGCAACAACACCUACUGGAGGCUGAGGACAGAGCCAGGCUUCAGCAAUAUGGACAGUGCAGUCUUGUGGUAGCUGCUAGCAUCUGCAAGAGCAGCGGUGCCUUCCCGCCAUCUCCCAAAGUGGGGGAGCAGACAGCAAGGGUCUCUUGCUAGAUAAGCACAAAGUGAUCAAGGCGUGUAACCCUGAAAUACCAGCAGCUUACGAAGGAAGGGGACACUAUCUCUUACGUGUUGUGCCGUCCGCUUCCAAAGCAGCACUCUUAAGAAAGAAAACCCAUGUCCAUCUGCCAUGCUUGCACUGCUGCCUGCUGGUUAGGCAGACAUUGGUGGACCCCUGGAUUGUCACAAAUGAAGAUGGCAACAGGAAGCACUUUAAUCUCGCUUGGACCUUGAUAAGGCUAAUCAAAUGGAUUGCUCCAAAGCACUUAUAAAUAGGAGGUUCUACCUUCAAAGCCUGCCUUUUGUUCAAGUAACAGCAACACCCAACAGCAAUGUAUGCUGGGGGCUACUAUCUGGUGGUAGGAGGCACUGGAGUGAUUGUUUGCACAAAGGAGUUAGGGGACUGAAGGUUUGGGUCUUCUGACUACCUAGCAGUGCCCUUCUGCGGUAGCUGCUUUCACACACGCUUCUAUUAUUUUUAAAUUUGUAUAUCCCAUUCAUUUGGAAGGAGUUGGAUGCUGUCUCAAGCACUGUUGUUUUGAUGAAGUAUGGCCUAGUUGGAUUAGAAGUUCUGUCUCUGGAAGCAGAUUGGAUUUGCAGCAGCCCUCUGAAGAAAGCUCUUCUUAAGGCCUUGGUGGACUUUGACAUCAGCUGGAGUGAUGUUCCCUCCACCCCAAAGAUGCCAGAUAUUUGUUGUCUAAAUGGUACCUCUGUCUGGGCAAAACCAGGAUCUCUUUCAGGCAGAAUGCCUUGAGAAAGCACCUCUUGGACUUUGCCUGCAUCCCUUCCUUAUCCCAAUGUUUUGUGUGGUCUGUCUUCCUUUCUUCCUCCUUUGUGAGAAAUAUGUUUCCACUCUGCUCUGCUACAUUUCCUUCCGCAUUUGAAGCAAUAAUUAAAACAGAGGUGUGUGGAGGAGACACUUUAGUGCUCCUAAGUGAAGGAUUGUGGAUUCCUCUAAUACUGUUUGUAGCUCAGGGCAGGGUCUGAGAGAUGUGAUUGUACUGAAUGAAGAAAGGUGGAAAGACUGUGUAGAUGACAGACCGUGGGGCGGCAUCAAAAUUAAAGGCAAGUGUAGGCUGGUAGGUAGAGUGGUUGGAGAGGAAGCAUGUGUGUUUUGGUUUUGGGUUUCUCCUGUGGAAGCAAAAUAGAGCAAAACAUGGCAAGGGUAUAGGAUGGUGUGAGUUCUGGGCACCUGGGUCUUCUUCUAAUGGACAGGGCAAAGGAGGAAGGAAGAAAACUGUCUGAACCUACCUAGCUUUCAAGUCGUCAUACAACAACAGUCCAGCAAUCAUACUUAUGAGACUGCUGGGUACUUGACAGUCCUACAGUUCAUGGAGCCCUGGAUGAGCUACUGUUCAGGUUAGGAUUUAGCUUGGUUUGCUCAGGCUUUGUCUGAGGUUACAUUCACAGUUAUUUUCCUGGUUUAUGUAUGCUUUGUUUUACUCCCCAUCCCCUAUCCCAAAGAACUCCAAACUUGGGGAAAGGUGUUGAUUGGAAAUUAUCACACAUAUUUAUGAUGCUACAAUGUUUGGGUACAGUGCUAGACCCGUGCUAGGCUGCAGUCUCAGUGUACCUCCAAUGCUUUACUGUUUCUCUACGGCAUUUGUGGAGAAUUUCAGGGCAGGGCAGGGCAGGGCAGGGCAGGGCAGGGCAGGGCAGGGCAGUCUAAUGUUUACAUAGCUUUAUGUUUGUUUUUCAGUGUUAGACUGAGUCUUUCAUCACAGAUUAUUAGGGAGGAAGGCCUUGUUGCUGGCACUGCUGGGUUGUAGAAUAUCAAACACUGUGCUGAUCAGUGCCCCCCCCAAUACAACUUUGGGCACACUAGCAUCUCUCUUGGCUUAUUAACCCAGUAUAGCACUUAUGUGUAUCUGGACGGCAUCACUCACUGAAUUCCUGGAAAGUACUUUGGCUUCCAAAUUUGCUGUGAACUAUUGUGGAUUGGUUUGUUGUUCACUGUUUGGGUAAAGUAGUGUUGAGUCUUCAGUCUGACACUGAGCUUGUAAGAAAAGACCUGGAAGAGUUUUAUUUCCAUGUGAUUCCCAUAUUACACUGGGGGCCAAGAAGCUCUUUUAGCUUGUGGGUUCAGUUUGGAUCCCUUUAUUUGUGCUAUUUGAUACAAUGGAUGUGAUGACUGCUGCAUGCAGGGAAGAAUGUUGUUUUCCCUGUGACCUGCACCUAAAAAUUCAAUCAUACACAGUCCAGUAGAUGUCCUCUGUGUGAGUCUGUCCCUCUCUGUCUGCUUGAGUGUCUUUAAUGUUUUGUCUUUCCCAAGUGCAGGUCAACCUGCUUUCGUUUGCCUCUUCCGGCUGGCCCGGUCUUGAGUUGCUGCUCCAUCUUUUAUGUUCAUGUUAAUUGGCCUCUGUCCUUGUACUGUAGCUUGAACAAUCCAUGGUGCGUCUAAUUAAAAAGAGUUGGAAAG
Messenger RNA from Python bivittatus (Burmese python), 6427 nucleotides. It is a transcript of the gene OSBPL7, whose product is annotated as oxysterol binding protein like 7. The record is from RefSeq and is a predicted model, not a curated record. Gene Ontology annotation, molecular function: cholesterol binding. NCBI's taxonomy places the organism in Eukaryota, Metazoa, Chordata, Lepidosauria, Squamata, Pythonidae. Gene Ontology annotation, cellular component: plasma membrane; perinuclear endoplasmic reticulum; cytosol.